Molecule: messenger RNA, 1062 nt
Organism: Rotaria sordida
Lineage: Eukaryota; Metazoa; Rotifera; Eurotatoria; Philodinida; Philodinidae
Source: the annotation of a GenBank genome assembly
AUGGCUUCUGUAACGAAAUCGUCCAAUACAAGUGAUUUCUAUUAUGCAUGUCGCAAUGGAUUGAUAGAUAAAGUUCGUGAACAAUUACCAACCAUGAGUUUAGAAGAAAUCGACCAAGUUCAAGCAAAUGGUUCUACCGCUCUUCAUGCUGCAUCUUAUUAUGGUCAUACAGAAAUAGUUAAAUUAUUAUUGGAUAAAGGUGCGAGUCGUUCAAUACAGAAUAAACAUAAAUGUUUACCUUAUGAUGAAGCAGAAAAAGAUGAAAUUAAAAAAUUAUUUGUACGCCAAUCAGCAACUCGAUUCUCUGAUGGAUCUGGUCAUAUUGAUUGGAUGAAAUGUGAUACUGCAGCUGAAUCUCUUGCAAGUGAUUAUCGAUUUCGUCAUAGUGGAUUUGGAUGGCAAAAUAAAAAUAUUGACCAUCGUUUAAAAUAUAUCAAGAGUGAAAUGUCUCACACUGAAAUAGAACGUAUUAGCACAUUUAUUGAUCAAGCAAAAAAAGAUCCAAUAACUCUUCUUAAAGCAUAUACGUUCGAAUCGGAUUUUUAUAAGAAAUUAAAUAAAGAUUUAGCAGCAAGACAUUUUGAUCAAGGUACAAAUUUUGGUCUAACAUAUUUUAUUGAUUUUUUCUAUAAUAAUCCAGCAUUUAAACAUCUAUCAUAUAAAGGAAAAGUUUAUCGUGGUAUGACUAUGACACAGGAUGAUCUUAAACAAUAUAGUGUUGGAGGAAAAAUUAUGAGCAAAGCAUUUAUGUCAACAACAAAAGAUCCAAAAAUUGCUAAACAAUUUGCGUCAAAAGAUUUACCUGAUCGCAAAAAACAACAUGGUGAAAAUGUUAAAUUAUCUGCAUUUUGUACAUAUGAAAUAAUUAAUGAUCGAACUGGAUUAAACAUCGAAGAAAUAUCAGAGUAUAGAGAUGAAAGAGAAGUAUUAGUGGGUCCAUAUACAGCUUUUAUAAUUAAGGCAAUACGUGAGAUUUCUUCAAAUUAUGUUGAAAUUGAUCUUCAAGAAUGUGAAAAAAUUGAUUAUCAAGAUGAUGAUGAUGAUGAAUUUGAUGAUGAUUAA